AUGAUGGCUCCUCGAAAACGCGAUUAUGUAUUCGAACGAAAACAAUUAAUCAAAUCAGUUGCUCCCACAGCGACACAUCCUCUCGGCGUUCAAACGAUUAAGCCACCUGAUGUUGGCAAACAAUCACUUCCAACUGUAAGCAAUGGAAUUGAUCCUUUAUCUGUUUUGUUAGUAGCAAACACAAAUACUGUAAUUGAUCCAUUAUCAGAAGCAUUAGCGGCCUUGACAUCCAAAGAAAAAGAUAAAACUACUAAAUUAGCAGCAGGAGUCGAUGACUCAUUUGAACCAUGGUCAAGUAAAAAGGCAUCUAUAUUAACGCGUUAUACAACAUCAGAGAAAAUAAGUAUAACAACAGCCAUUGUCUUGAAUGAUGAUGAUAAAGAAAAAAUGACAAUAACCAGUCAAAUGGCGACUGCUGACAGAAUUAAAAUGCGUCUUGAACAACUAGAUGAAUUUGAAGGUGGUCAAGAAACUCAAAGUUUAACCCAACAAGAGUAUAUAACACGUAUUAAUGAUUUCAAUAAAGAAAUGAUCCAAUCGUGGAAAGUUGAUCAGAGAGUUAAAGCAUUAAAAAUUGUCAUACAGAGCUCCAAGCUUCUAAUGGAUAUGAAUGUCAUGCAAUUUUAUCCUAGUAAAUUUGUACUGGUGACAGAUUUAUUAGAUACUUUUGGAAAACUUGUUUACAAUCGUUUAUUAGAAAAAUGUGCAUUUCCUGGUGGUAAAGCACCUGAACGUGUUGCACCCGAUUUAAUUCCGGAAAUAACAAAAGAAACAUGUCGUAAUUGGUUUUAUAAAAUAGCAAUUAUAAGAGAAUUACUGCCACGUAUAUUUGUGGAAGCAGCAAUUUUACAAUGUUAUAAUUUUUUAUCAAAAAAUCAUUAUCAAACAGCAUUAAUACAAUUGAUCAAAAUGUGCCGUGGUAUUGCUGAUCCACUUGUUGCUGCAUUCACAAGAUGCUACAUAUGUCGAGUUGGAAUGGCUAUUGAUCCAACAUUUCGUGAACAUAUCGAUAGUGCAUUUACUGAUUCACUACAUUGUUUUUAUCAAGUUGAAACGGUUUCAAUCAAAAGAAUUUAUACUGCUCAAAAAUUAUCAACAAGUCAAUAUUUAUCAUUGUAUUCACCAGCAAUUGAUUGGAUGCUUCAAUGUCUUACACAUAAAAUGACAAUAGAAAAAAUAGAGAAUGUUGUUCAACUAUGCCGACUACAACAAAAUAAAUUGGCAAGCGGUCUUCUGCUCAAUUCUAUAUUAUGUACAUUUGAACCAAAUUAUGUAAGAUCACAUGCUCCGCAGUUUAUUGAAAUGAUCAAUGAAUGUAAUGAUCAAAUGUUUUCGAAGAGUACAUUAAUUCGCUCACUUGGCUUAUGUUUAAUACUGGCACCUUCCCAUGAUUCAGCUGAUCUCAAAAUCUUAAAUGAUGUAUGGAAAGUGGUAACAAAAUUCAAGGAUCCAGCGGAAUACAUGGCAUGUGCUGAAGUAUGGAUUGAAUUAACUGCUAAAGAAUAUACGGUUCGUGAAGUAAACACAAUGCUAGGAGACAUCGUCAAACAUUUAUUACAAGAUCGUGCAUUUGAAGAUUACUAUCAAAAAUUACAUUCAAUAAUGACAAAAAUCUUAUCAAAUCCUAAUGAGACAACGAAUGAUCCAAUAUUGAUUAGUGGCGUCAUGUUUAUAGCUAAAUGUGUACAUGAUACACUCGGGGUAAUGACAAAUGAAGAUGAAUUACGAGAAAUAAGUGGAUUAAUUUCAUCGUUUAUAAGAAAAAUUGCAUAUGGACAAGAUUUUGAGCAAGAAUUAAAAUUUUAUGUUGAAGCAAGAGGGGCUUUUGUUCAUCUAGAUUCGGUAACUAUUACAUUAAUACAGAAAGUGAACACAUUGGCAGCACAUACAUUACGAAUAAUGAAUGGCACACAUAGUAGAACAACGGCAUCGUUUGUUAGGGCUUGUAUGGCAUUUUGCUAUAUUACGAUUCCAGCAUUAAGUAAUCCGUUACAAAAACUUCAACUUUAUACAUUAUGUGCUCAAACAGCUUAUUUAAAUCAGAGUCCUUCACAAGGCGAUGCUUUUUUGAAAACAGCCAUUACAAUAUUAUCUGAUUUUCCAAAAUCAAUUGAUCUUGACAAUAAUCGUAAUAAAUUAGUUUCCAGUGAAAAAUAUUUGUUAGAAGUUGUUAGUCAUAUUAUGUCAACAUUAAUUAUUGUCCCAGUGAACUCUGGUGUACUGUAUCUGUUCAAUGGUCUGCAAAAUGUUAUUAAUCAACUUCGUUGCUUAGAAGAUGGAAGUGAAACAAAAAUUUUACUUUCAAUGAACUUGUUAUGUUUAUUGUCAACGUAUUACCAAGUAUCAUUGCCAUACCACAUCCCGAAAGUUGAAUCAAACGACGUUCUCUAUGGAUGUGAUCCAAAUUUUUUAAAUGAAAUAAACCAACGUUUAAUACGUAUUAUUGAACAAAUAAUACAACAGUUAAAAGAACUAGGAAAUAGUAAUACAAAACGUCAGUCGUCAUUGGCAUUAGAAUUAUUGAAUCGUUUAGUUGCUCAUGCUGAUUUAACACAAAAUGCUUGUACAAAAUUUGCUUUGAAUCUUUGGAAUUUAGUACAGUUGAAUGGACAAGUUGAUACAUUGAAAUUUGCGAAUCGUGUACGACUACAUAUUGAAACACGUGCCGUACAUGAUGCAUCUUUUAAGCGUUUAGCAGAAUUAAUAGCAUUAAAUAACAAUAACGAAGAACGUACAUCAAGAUCGUCAACAACAAAUUCUUUGACAGAAUAA
This is a messenger RNA of Didymodactylos carnosus, 2772 nucleotides long. Lineage: Eukaryota; Metazoa; Rotifera; Eurotatoria; Philodinida; Philodinidae. The record is from the annotation of a GenBank genome assembly.